CUGCUCCUUGCCCCUCCUUCUCAUUGUCCCCAUCGGUCCCUUUUCCCUUUCGUCCUAAAAGCUUUGAGAACCGCUGGCUUCUCCUGGUAUCCCGCGUCUCUCCACCUUCGGUGGGUCAGGAUGGAGGGCUGCCUGGGGGAGGAAUCUUUUCAGAUGUGGGGGCUCAACCGGCGCCUGGAGGCCUACCUGGCCCGGGUCAAGGCGCUGGAGGAGCAUUAUGAGCUGCUCAGCGCGGAGCUCGUCGGUCUCCGGGCACAGUCCGGGGACGCCUCCUGGCGGGCCCGUGCCGACGACGAGCUGGCCGCCCUGCGUGCUCUCGUCGACCAGCGCUGGCGGGAGAAGCACGCGGCCGAGGUGGCGCGCGACAACCUGGAGGAAGAGGUGCAGAGCGUGGCGGGCCGGUGCCAGCAGCAGCGGCUGGCGCGCGAGCGGACGGCGGAGGAGGUGGCCCGCAGCCGGCGCGCGGUCGAGGCGGAGAAGUGCGCCCAGGCCUGGCUGAGCCGCCGGGCGACGGAGCUGGAGCGCGAGCUAGAGGAGCUGCGCGCCGCGCACGAGCAGGAGCGCGUCGACCUGGCCGCGCCCGCCGCCGGGGCCCCCAGCUUGCCGGUGCCGCCCCGCGGGUCGCCCGCGCCGGGGCCCGACGUGGAGGAGCUGGCGCUGCGGCUGGGCGAGGCGUGGCGCGGGGCAGUGCGCGGCUACCAGGAGCGCGUCGCGCGCAUGGAAACCGCGCUGGGCCAGGCCCGCCAGCGGCUGGGCCGCGUGGUGCAGGGCGCCCGCGAGGGGCGCCUGGAGCUGCAGCAGCUGCAGGCCGAGCGCGGCGGCCUCCAGGAGCGCAGGGCAGCCCUGGAGCAGAGGUUGGAGGGCCGCUGGCAGGAGCGGCUGCAGGCCACUGAGAAGUUCCAGCUGGCCGUGGGGGCCCUGGAGCAGGAGAAACAGGGCCUCCAGAGUCAGAUUGCCCAGAUCCUGGAAGGUCGGCAGCAGCUGGCACAUCUCAAGAUGUCUCUCAGCCUGGAGGUGGCCACGUACAGGACCCUCCUAGAGGCUGAGAACUCCCGGCUGCAGACACCCAGUGGUGGUUCCAAGGCUUCCUUCAGCUUCCAGGACCCCAAGCUGGAGCUGCAUUUCCCUGGGAGCCCAGAGGGCCGGCGUCUGGGUCCUUUGCUCUCCGUCCUGAGCCCUACUCCCCUGUCCUCACCCUUACCUGAUACCCUUGAGAUACCUGUGCCAACCUUUCUGAAGAGCCGGGAAACCCUCCAGGCCCGUACCCAUACCUUGGCCAGCACUCCCAUCCCACCCACACGUCAGGCUCCCUUCCCUGCUACAGAUGGAGAGAUCAGAGCCCAGGAUGGCCCUCCCUCUGUGUUCCACCCACAGGCUGGAAGUCAACAGGCUGCACAGGCCGUGCCCACCAGCAUCCUGCCGGGACCAGAGGAGCCUGGGGGCAAGCAGCGAGAGGCCAGUACAGGCCAGUCCCCUGAGGAUCAUGCUUCCUUGGCCCAAACCCUCGGUCCCGACCACCCCAGUUUAGAGGCCAAAGAUGGAGAACCCAGUGAGUCUAGAGUAUGCAGCAGAUUCCAGGAGGAAGGUGAAGGGCAAAUCUGGGAGCUGGCAGAGAAAGAAACAGCCAUAGAGGUCAAAGUGGUAAGCAGCUUGCAACAGGAAACAGCUCAAGAGGGGGAUCUGAACAUGCAGGAAAUCCAGGAUGCCCAGGGUAUUUUGAAAAAAGAAACUCUGAAGUCUCUGGAAGAGGAGAUUCAAGAACCACUGAUGUCUCUGGAAAAACAGAGCCAUGAGACACUGAGAUCUCUAGAGAAGGAGAAUCAAGAGUCUCUGAGGUUUUCAGAAGAAGAGAACUUAGAAACACUACGGAGUCUAGGAAAGGAGAAUCAAGAGCAAUUGAAGUCUUCAGAAGAAAAGGAUAUGGAGAUAGUGAGCACUCUAGAAAAAGAGGCUCUAGAACUACUUAAGUCGGACACACAGACAUUGCAAUCUCUGGAAAAGGAGAACCAAGAAUUUAAGAGGUCUCUUGAAGACAAUCUAGAGACAUUAUUAUAUCCAGGAAAGGAGAACGAAGAAUUAGUGAGGUGUCUAGAAGAGGAUAACUUUGAGUCAUUGACAGCUCUAGAAAAACAGAAUCAAGAGCCAUUGCGGUCUCUAGAAGAAGAGGACCAAGAGACAAUGAGACCUCUAGAAAAAGAGAACCAAGAACCACUGAGGUCUCUAGAAGAUGAGAACCAGGAGAUAAUGGGACCUGCUGAAAAAGAGAUUCAACAGCCACCGAGGUCUCUAGGAGAAGACCAGACAACAUUAAGACCUCUGGAUAAGGUGAAACCAGAGCCAGUGAAGUCUCCUGGAAAAGACCAGGAGAUAUUUAGACCUCUUGAAAAAGAGAAUCAAGAGCUAUUAAAAGAAGAGAGUGUAGAUGAAGUAAGAUGUUUAGAAACAGAGAAUCUAGAACCACUAAAGUCUGCAGGAGAAGAUCUGGAAAUAUUGAAAUCUAUAGAUGCUCAAGAGCCACUGUGGUCUCUAGAAGAAGUGAAUCGGGAGACAGCCAAACCUCUAGAAAAGGAAAUGCUAGAACGACUGGAAUCUGUGGAAGAGAGCCAAGAGUCCCUGAGGGCCCUAGAAGAGGAGAAUCAAGAAUCACUGAGAUCUCUGGGAGAGGAAGGACAGGAGCUGCCGCUGUCUGCAAACCAGCAGAGGUGGGAAGGUGUGGUGGCGGGGGAUCAAGAACUGGGCCAGGAAAUGCCCCCUGGGAGGGCUGGAGUGGACACGGAGGAUGGCGUAGAGCUGGACAUGAGGGAGCAGGGUGGCUUUGCUGCAGAGGAGGACGGUGUGGAUGAGGGAGCGCUGCAGCUGACUGCCGCAGGGGGGGCGUGGAGUGCAGGUGAGGAGCACCCAGGGAGCCCUGAGCCCAAGGAGCAGAGGGUCCCAGCUGAGGGAGCCAGCGGGGAGGGAGACGUUGAGGGCCUCCAGGACCCUGAAGGGCAGCCAGAGCAGGUGGGGGACCCAAGUCUCAGAGCUCCCUGGGGAAUGUCAGAGGUGACAGAGCCUGUGUUGGAAGGUGAGGAUGAGGCCCCAGGGGGUGGCCGAGCCUCCCCAGAAGUCACCUUGGGGUUGGAGACAGCCGUGGGUGAGUCUGCUGCAGGAGCUGAGCAGGGACCCGAGCAGGAGGCGGUGGGGCUGGAGGACCCAGGCCACCUGGGCAGAGAGCAGGUGACAGAACCACUUGUGGGGGAGGAAGGUUUGGAGGCACAGGGGGUGCAGGGCUUGGAAGGGCCCAGAAAGGACCUAGAGGAGGCAGCUGCUCUGGAACCAGAACUUUCCAUGCUGUCCAUGCAGAGCGGAGCCCCCUUGGAGUCCCCCGGGGCUGGGCAGGGGUUGGAGCCUGAAGUCCUCUGGGGAGCAGAGACGGUGUUCCCUGCUGAGACCUUGUGCCACGAUGGAGGUGAUGCCCCUUUACCCAGGCCCCCGGGGUCAGAGGGAACUGAGGGGGGUGCAGAACCAGUGCUGGGGCCCCCCACCCCCAUCCCCAAAGAUGCCCCUGGGUCCCAGCCCUCCACUGAGGGGAGCCAGGAGGCUAGCUGGGGACUGGAGGGCAGGGCCGAAGCCCUGGGAAAGGUGGAGGACGAGCAGGAGGAGCUGGGUUCUGGGGAGUUCCCUGAGGGCCUCCAGGACGAGGACGAGGGCGAGGACGGGGACAGCAGAGAGGAGAGUGAAGCUGAUGGGCUGGGGGAGACCCUUCCUGAUUCCACUCCCCUGGGCCUCUACCUCCAGUCCCCUGCCUCACCCCAGUGGGACCCGCCUGGAGAGCAGAGGCCCUCCCCUCAAGGGGAAACCAGGAAGGAAGGCUGGGGUCCUGCUGUCCUGGCCUCUGAGGGCCAAGGGGCCCACCUGGAGGAGGGGGAGGGGAGGGGAGGUGACGAUGAGGACCGGGGCCAGGACUCUGACCUGUUGGAGGACUUUGAGGACCUGGGCACUGAGCCUUCUCUCCUUCCUGGGGCCCCCGGGGAGGUGAUGGGACCUCUGGGCCAGGUGUCCCAGCUGCUACUGCAGCCUGCAGCCUGGGGUCAGGAUGGGGAGUCUGAUGGGUUUGCUGAUGAGGAAGCAAGUGGGGAGGAGGGAGAGGAAGAGGAGGGAGAGGAGGAGGGGCGGGAGCCUGGGGCUGGGCAGUGGGGGCCCAGUUGCUCUGCCCGCGGCCUCCAGGCCCUGAGCAGCCCUCAGAGAGGGAAGCUGCUGGGCUCUGAGACGGUGGAUGUCAGCAUCCCCUGGGACGACAGCUUGAGGGGCGCAGCAGCUUGUGCCCCUGUGACUGCCCUGGGGGCUGAGUCCCAGGACAGCACUGAACCCUCGGGCUCAGAGGAGGAGUCCGAGGCUGCUCCCUUGGAGAGGGAGGACCCAGUGCCUGGCCCUCUGGGGACCCUCAGUGGGACCAUGGACACCCCUGGUGUCAAUGGCCAGGGCCCCAGUUUGAAGGAUGAGUUGGAGCAUGUGAAUGGGGGUGUGGGGAGCUGGCUGGAGCAGCCUGACGCAGCAGGGCAGGGGACACAGGGGGCCCCUGCGGCGGACCGAGGGAGCCCUUUGGAGGAGGAGGAGGGGGGUGCCCUGAAGACCCCCUGGGCAGGGGCUCCUCUUCACCUGGGCCCUGGCCAGUUCCUGCAGUUCACCCAGAGGGAAGGAGACACAGAUUCCUGGUCCUCGGGGGAGGACUAGGGACAGUGCAGACGGACGGACGUGGGUGGGGACAUGUCCUCAGGCCCCCGCACCCCUGCUCGGGGCUAGCACCUUAAAAAAUGAUUUCAGUCGUGGUCUCUGUCUGAAAGGCCUGGGUGUUCAGGGUGAGAGGGUGUGACAAAGGGACCCAUCCCGAGAAUGGAGCCUCCAGGAAUAAAAGCAGCCCCUCAGCCCAUGCAGACGGGGACACCCUGCCUGCAGUGUCCCAUGAUGUUGAAGCCAGCUGAUCCCUAUAGCAUUAGGCCCCCUUUCCUUGCACCCCUUUUCCUCCCCAUCCUUUCAGCAGGAAAAGGCCUGGGCCGGUGGCUCUUCCAAGGCAAGGGGGCUGUGAUGGUGUCUGGCGGGGGCUCACCAGCCCUGCCCCUCCUCACUGCACCCUCCUGGGGGUGCUCCUAUGGCCUGACUCCCCAUAGUCCUGCCCUGAUGGCCCUGUUUGGCUCGGCCCUGCCUGAAUAAAGUAAUGCCUC
Rhinolophus ferrumequinum (greater horseshoe bat) is the source of this 5201-nucleotide messenger RNA. It is a transcript of the gene NES, whose product is annotated as nestin. Gene Ontology annotation, biological process: positive regulation of intermediate filament depolymerization. The transcript has 4 exons. Gene Ontology annotation, molecular function: intermediate filament binding; CCR5 chemokine receptor binding. The record is from RefSeq and is a predicted model, not a curated record. The coding region runs from base 121 to 4713 and encodes 1530 amino acids. Gene Ontology annotation, cellular component: intermediate filament. Lineage: Eukaryota; Metazoa; Chordata; Mammalia; Chiroptera; Rhinolophidae.